UAGUUCGUGAUACUUGACACCCCUCAUUUUGGUAGAUAUCGGCUUCAAUGAUUGAACUUUAACAUAUCAUUAUUUUCAACCGUUUCACCUUGGUAAGUCUGUUUGUCAUUAAAUACCCCUAUCGAGUCCUUCAUUCGCAGAUAUACAAGAGACUUCCGCUCCACUCACAAUCUUCAUGUCUACUACUGUCUUAUAUUGGGUUUGAUCUUCCGGCGACGAGUUCGAGUUUCAUUUUGGAUCUGUUAUUGUACUGUACAACAAACAUGUCACUCGAUUUUUGCAUACUCCACUCAAGAGCCUAUUGCUUCGCAUUCACAGCCUAUCAGCAUCAACAAUCUUGUUGACGGAUUGGCAUUGGCUAUUUAUUACCUUGUUCACCGAAGCUUAACCCAGUUGACAUCCUCUAUUUUUGCAUGGCAUAUAACGAGUACUGAUAUAAGAAAUCUAGGCCGUUACAUUUCCACAAGCUCUAUAUCUCCAACAAAUAUGUCGACGGCAAUUCCACAAGUACCUCCCAGACCUAACAAGUCUCAAGAGCAGGGGAACACCUCUUCUGGUGGCCCUUCUCUUGGUGAUAAUAUACCACAAAUCCCUCCAAGGCCCGCCAAUCGACGUGCUGAUCGUUCCGUUUCCCCUGCUCCUGAGAGUUUCACACGAUCGCCUCUCAACGAUAUGCCUCCUAACAAUCAUGGAAAGUCUUCCUUGUACACUAUGAGCAGUGCCAAUAGCUCAACCUCAGAGCUCGAGGUUCCACGCCGUCCAGCAAGUGUAGCUCUUCCUUCCAUCGGCCAAGAGGGUAACGAAUAUGCAGAGGCUUUCGGCGCUUCGGAAGAUCUUAGCUCAUCGCCAGCACAAACAAGGAAUGUCGCCAAUGAUUUGAAGCUUCAUGCUCCUAAGCCUUCCCAUCCCGAAUCCAGCGCUAAGGCCAGGGUAUCUGCCGUUACUCGUACCGAUUCUAGCCAAGCCGCCGCAUAUGGCAUUGGCAGAACUGGAGAUGAUAGAGAUGCUGCUUCUCGAUCUUUGAGGAACAAAUCAAGCUUUGCUAGUAAUGCUUCUGGUAUCGAGCGGCCCCCAUCGAGUACUGGCCAUGAAGAUGAGCAUGGCAUCCCCGAAAUUGGUCAACGUGUUCCCAUGUAUCCAAACGCAGGAGAUGUGCAAGCUCCAUCGCCAUCGCCGUACUCAACCCCCUACGCUCCUGGUAUUGGUUUCCACAACGAUGGAUCAAAUCGUCACCAUGAACGUAGAAUAAGUGGUCGAGGGGCAGAUAUUCCACCGGGAAGUUAUGGUCUUCAUGGACAUGGCAUUAUUCCUCACGAUCGCUUUGAAAAGGCUUACUAUGAGAAACAUCCCGAGGUAAGUUUUAUGAGUGAAAUAAUUUGAUUGCUUCAGGUGCAGCUUCACAGACGACCCAAAAAUUGCACAAACAUAAUACAUUAUUGAGUGAUAGAGUGCCGUAAAUGGUACUUGUUAUUCCAAAUCACAUUCUAAUAAUGUUUAACAGCUUUACAAGAAAGAAACUGCUUCUUACCACGGACCUCUCGGCGAAGGCAGAGCGGAUUGGGCGAUGAGCAGUGAUGACUUGAAUAAGAUUGUUAGAGAUACUGCCAGCCGAGGUGCUGGUCUUGGUAAGGUGUAUGAUUGUGCUAUCCAGUCAUGAUUCUAAUUGUGAUUAGGCACAUCUCCAGCAGUGAUGAGUACUCCUACCGAGCAGAUUGGAUUUCAAGCUUCUGAAGAGUAUGCGUCUCGCAUAUCUUCUCCUCGUCCACAAUCUAGUGGUCAUCAAUCCUCUGUCUAUAACGUUGCGCAUUCUAAUGCAUCUCAAACCCACGUCGAGUCGCCUUUGAAAAAAGAAAGCGUUCAUCUCGACGGUUCGAAGAAAGAAGAAUUUGAGGGUGCUUUAUCGAAAAGUCUCGGUGAUAAAUCCGAGCGUGCUUACGAGAGCGAAGCGGAUGCUGAUGAUAUCAUCCAUGUUGAGAACCCGAGUCGUCACUCUAGUAGAAUAUACGAUCCGGCAAAUGAAUCGAGACCAUUUUCCGCAGCUGGCCGGGAAGAAGAUGAUCUUCGUGAGGAGCAUGGAUAUAGUGCUCCGAUUCUCGCUUCUGAUGAAGUGUCAAAAAGAUCAUCUGGAUAUGAGCUGCAGCCUGCUGUUUCACCAUCAAUUGAACGCAGAAGCUUCUAUGACGAUCUAACAUAUGGGAGCACACCCGGAAGCAGACACACUAGCCGACCUGCAAGCAUACAUACACCAGCAGUGCGAGCAACAGAAUCAAUGCCGUUGGAGGAAGUACAUGAAUAUGAACCAUUGUUCCCUGAAGAUGAAAAGCCAGGUGCUGUGGAGAAACCUGAAACUGCAGCUGAUCGUCUGAAGCGUCCAGAGACCCAAAAUCGUAAAUUUCCAAGUCAAGACGUGUGGGAAGAUACGCCCAACAGUCUGCAGUACACUGCGACAGUUUCAACACCGCAACUUCCGGAUCCGGAUGAGGAUCAUGAGGACGCCCACAAGAAAUCAAGAGAGACCCCAGAACAAGCUUUUGCCAGGCGACAGGAGGAGCUAGCCGCGAGAGAAUCUACAAGUACAGAUAGUUUCUUGCAUCCCCAAAAGAAAGCCUGGUCUCAUCAACCACAUCUUGCAGCAGAAACACGACCAAAUUUACAACAGCGAUUCCCUAGCAGAGAUGUUUGGGAGGAUACUCCGGACAGUCUUCAAUUGCAGACGACCGUAUCGAAACCUCAAACUCCAGAGGUAGAUACCGUUACGAGCCCAUUGGACGAAAGACCUACCACUGGUGCUGUCGUAUUUCAUCAGGAAAAGGCAGCAGCUGGCUUGGGACUUGCGCAAGAUGAAGGCCGAGCUACGACUGGUAUUCCAAUGACCAAGCCAAGUAUUCCCGCUCGCCCUGCGAGAUCAAAUUCGCCUGACAAAGCUCAACCAGUCAUUCCUGACCGUCCCGCACAGAAAUCCAAACAGGUGCCAACUGCGGAUGAUGCAGCCCCUCCUCUGCCAUUGAAGUCCAAGCCACAAAUUCCUGCUCGUCCUGCAAAACCCUCUGCACGUGAAUCGUCGGAGAACAUUCCAUUGACAACUGUCCAAUCAAAUUCUUCAGCAAAGUCGAUUGACUCCGAUGCCAGCUCUCCUGCCGCAGUCAAAGCAAAGCCACCCGUUCCUUCAAGGCCGCUUGGUGGUAAAAUCGCUGCUCUGCAGGGUGGUUUCCUGGCAGAUCUUAAUUCGCGCUUGAAACUUGGACCGCAAGCUCCAAAGAAAGAAGAACCUAAGCCAGAGGAAAAUGUUGAGGAAAAAGAAAAGGUUCCUCUGUCAGAUGCGAGAAAGGGUAGAGCUCGAGGUCCUGCCCGUAGAGCACCUGCUAAAAGUGCCGCCCCUGUCUCAUCGGCUGCUCAAGAAUCGGCCCCUGCAACUUUAGCAACUUCAACACCAUCUACAUUGUGGUAUAUUGACUUCGAUGAGGUCUUGCACGUAGAUUCCAAGACAGAUCCUAAGCCAGAGGAAGCCGCUCCGCCUACCACAAAGGCAACUGAAUCUCCAACCCCUACUCUUGCAACAAACACCGCAGGAGAAAGUGUUCAUGAGGCUACAGAAAUUGCUAGUGGUGCUGAGAAGAGUGCAUCUUCUCCAUCAGCAGAAAAGGACAUACAAUCCGAGCAAAGAGAGGAUAUUCAAAAGGAAGCCGUCAUUUCUGAUGCUCACAGUAAUGAUGUCGAGCCGGAAAAGCCAAGUGAUUCCCCUCCUGUCGUUAGUGAGAGUGCCGUGGAGAGCACAACUGAACCUGAAGCUGUGACCGAGGAUUAGAUCUUGCAGUUGUGGGGAAUGUGGUAUGUAGAGUAACUAGGUAGUUGGGUUAUCAGUGAGCUAUGAAUCAUAGGUUUUAUGGCAUGGAAGUACUAUUGAAAAAUGGUAUUUUACAUGAGUAUUAUGACAUCUUAUGAUUUCGUGCCUAUGUGAUUGAUCAUUUCUUAAUGUGGAAGCUAG
Molecule: messenger RNA, 3985 nt
Organism: Sclerotinia trifoliorum
Lineage: Eukaryota; Fungi; Ascomycota; Leotiomycetes; Helotiales; Sclerotiniaceae
Source: the annotation of a GenBank genome assembly